AUGGCCGGUGUCGCGAAAUAUUUUGAAGGACAUGUGUAUAAUAAAUUCAAUGAACAAAUUGAUUUUAAUAAUCCGAAAUAUAAAGGAAAAAUAAUUGGCCUUUAUUUUAGUGCUUAUUGGUGUUCACCAUGUUGUGGUUUUACUCCAACAUUAACUGAUUUUUAUAAAACAUAUGGAAAAGAAAAAAAUUUUGAAGUGAUUUUUUUAAGUUCUGAUCAUGAUGAACAAUCAUUUGAUGAUUAUUAUAAAAAAAUGCCUUGGUUAAAAUAUGAUUACAAAGAACGAAAGAAAAAAGAACGAUUAGCUAAAAAAUUUAAAGUUACUGGUAUUCCAGCAUUAGUUUUAGUUGAUGGAGAUUCUGGAGAUGUUAUUUGUUCGGAUGCAAUCGAUCAAAUACAUGAUGAAGAUCGCGAAGGAAGAUAUUUUCCAUGGAAAAAAGAUAAAUAA
Molecule: messenger RNA, 447 nt
Organism: Adineta steineri
Lineage: Eukaryota; Metazoa; Rotifera; Eurotatoria; Adinetida; Adinetidae
Source: the annotation of a GenBank genome assembly